This is a messenger RNA of Microplitis mediator, 1485 nucleotides long. RefSeq names its product testis-specific serine/threonine-protein kinase 3 (gene Tssk). NCBI's taxonomy places the organism in Eukaryota, Metazoa, Arthropoda, Insecta, Hymenoptera, Braconidae. Gene Ontology annotation, cellular component: cytoplasm. Gene Ontology annotation, biological process: intracellular signal transduction; protein phosphorylation; microtubule cytoskeleton organization. The record is from RefSeq and is a predicted model, not a curated record. The coding region runs from base 281 to 1360 and encodes 359 amino acids. The transcript is spliced from 4 exons. Gene Ontology annotation, molecular function: tau-protein kinase activity; ATP binding; protein serine/threonine kinase activity.
AGGUACAAACUGGAUUUGAUUAACAAAAUUCCAGUUACUUCUAUCAUCUUUUGAAACGCGUACCUCAAUUAUAAAAAUCGUAAAUCAAAGAAAUUAAUAAUAUUCAUAACAACUACCUAUAAAAAAAAAUUCAUUAAAAAUUUCAAAUCGAAAUGUUAUCAAUAAAUUUUAAUCAUUAUACAUAACCCACGUUAAUUGGCGUUUUAAUUGAUAUUUAAAAAAAUUAAAUUUAUAAUAAAUUAAUCAAUUUGGUUUUUUUCGCCAAUGAAGAAAAUUUGGGAUGGCCACGAAAUUAAGCCCGCGAAAUUCCGAAGUCAGCGCUCUUGAAGAGCGUGGUUAUCUUAUUGGAAAAAAAAUUGGCCAGGGUUCGUAUGCGACCGUUCAUCUAGCAGAAUAUUUAGAUGGCAAUAGUUCAAAAAAAAUGCGCCUUGCAUGUAAAAUAUUUGAUAAGGAAAAAGCACCGCCAGAUUUUCUUGAAAAAUUUUUUCCCCGUGAGCUUGAUAUUUUAACGAAAGUUGAAAACCCGCAUAUUAUUCAAGUCCACAGUAUACUGCAACGAGGACCACGUGUAUUUAUUUUUAUGCGUUAUGCUGAUAAUGGUGAUUUAUUGGAUCACAUAAUUCGUAGCGGUGUUGUAUCUGAACAACAAGCAAAGCUUUGGUUCCGUCAAAUGGCAUCUGGAUUACAGUAUUUACAUGGAAAAAAUAUUGCACAUCGUGAUUUAAAGUGUGAAAAUAUAUUACUGUCACGUAAAUUUAAUGUCAAGUUAGCGGACUUUGGUUUUGCUCGUUUUUGCGUUGAUGAGGAUAAUAAACGUGUUCUGAGUUACACUUACUGCGGUUCUGCGGCUUAUGCGGCGCCAGAAGUUGUAUCUGGUACACCGUAUAAUCCAAAACUGGCAGACGUUUGGUCACUGGGUAUUAUAUUGUAUAUAAUGCUUAAUGGAACGAUGCCAUUCAAAGAUGACAAUAUUAAAAAGUUACUUAAAGAUCAGAUGGGGAAAAAUUGGGUCUUUCGGUCUCGUGCAUUAAAAACAUUGUCACCACUUGCUAUUAAUAUUGUCAAACGUAUUUUAGAGCCGGAUGUUACGAUAAGACUUACACUUGAUCGUGUUCUAGCACAUGAAUGGUUGAAAAGUAAAAAGGAAAAAUUGUCUUUUACUAACAGAUUCGGUCAUUCAUCGUCGAUGCAGCAUCAGGCGAAUGACGUAUCCCAAGUUCCAAAUGACUCAAUUAUGAAAACAACAAUGCAAUUAUUUAAAGAACCAGAAACAUUACCCAAAAAUAAUACCAGUAUGUCAGUUGAUCCGAAAAAAAAUUACGCCUUCAAUCCCCUAAAAAAUACAGCUAAUAAAUUGUAACAUAAAAUUGCAGAUUUACUAAUUUAAAUGAUUAAAGAAAAAAAAGUUAUUAUAUAUUUACAAAACAAUAUUUUUGAUACUCGUGUUUAAUUGGAUUAUUUAUUACAGUAUUCAAUAAAGCUUCU